This is a messenger RNA of Paramecium sonneborni, 1959 nucleotides long. The record is from the annotation of a GenBank genome assembly. NCBI's taxonomy places the organism in Eukaryota, Ciliophora, Oligohymenophorea, Peniculida, Parameciidae.
AUGAAUUUAAAAAAAGGAAAAGCCAUACCUACUUAAACACUAAGUCUUACCCUCUAAAAUCAACUACCACAAAUACAAACACAGUCUAUAAAUUAAACUAAUAAUCAAAUUUAAGCUAUUUAAUCAGCUAAAUAACCUCCAAAACCAUAGAAAAUGUUUUCUGAUUACAUGAAAUAAUUAAUGCAAAAUCCUGAAACUAAGAAAAUAUAUGAUGAGGCAGCUAAUAAUGUUGUUGUCUUUUAAACAGAAGAGCCAAAAUAAUAAUUUUAAUAAUAAUCAAAACCUUUUUCAAUUAAACAAUCUUAAACUUCUAACAGUUUCGCAUCUAAUAGUAAUUCAAAUAAAAAACCAUUUAAUUAAUUUUAUGAAUAAUCUAAAAUUAGAACUGUUAAUGAAUCUAUUCCAAGACCUUAAUCUGAGAAAAGACAAUAAGAAAAUUAAAGUUAUGUAUCUACUUAAAAAUCAGAAGAUGUUUCAAAUGAUAUUGAAAUUAAAAGUGUUAAAUCAGAUGCAUUUAGCAUUUCUAAAUCUUCGUAAGAUCUACCUAAUUCUAAUUCGAAAUAUGUUUAAAAAAAAAGACAAGAAAUAAAUUUUGAUUCUGAUAUUUGGGUUAAAAAAGAAAUUCCUUAAUAUAAACUAUAAAAUAAAGAAUACAAACAAAUAAUGAAUCAAGUUGAAUAACUUGUCUAAUCAAGAGAAUAAUCAAGACAAAAUUAAUUAAAACAACUAGAAGGAUUUAAUGCUAGUAGAUAAACUACUAGAACUCAAGCUAAAUAAUAAAUUAAUGAAGAUACAGAAUUAGAAAAUGAAAUUCAAAUGUUAGCUAUAGAAUUAGAUUAAGUUGAAUAAAUUGAGUUAGAAUAAAAAACUAAAAAUGAUAUUUAAAGAUUUCAAUAAUUACUAGAAUAACCUUUAGAAAAUGAUUCCUAAUUCUCUUAAAUGUCUCUUAAACAAAGAUCUAUGUUUAUUACUGAAUUACUUAGAAAUAGAGAAUAAUUUAAAGCUAAAAUUACCGGAUAAUAACAAGAAGCUGAUUCAUCUUAUAAAUUUUAAAAAUUUGACACAUAAGAAUAAUAGGUUGAAUAAAUUGAAUAAAAAAUUGAAAAAUAAUAAGAAAAAUUAGAAAAUAUUACCCAAUUUAAGUUGCCUAAUGAAUAUUAAUUAAGAUUAGAAUCAUUAUUAUUAGAUAUUGAUAAUCUUAAACAAAAUUCAUCUAAAUUUUAUACUAAUCCAUUUUAAAUUCCUAAAGAAAAACUAUAAGAUAUUCAUAAAAAAAUUAAAAAACUUAAUCCUAAAUUUAUUGAAGAUGCAGAUUUAGAAUUUGAUAAAAAUUGUAUGUUACCAAAAGAUCCUAUGUUAAGGAAGGAAGCUAUUGAAAGGAUCUUAGAAACUAAAACUUAAGAAGUCAAUUCAGAAAUCUUUAAAUUAGUUUCUAAAGGAAAUAGUUUAGAAGAAAGACCAAAGAUGUAACAAUUGAUUGAAUAAAUUAAAAAAAAAACUUAAUAUACACCAAGUGAAUUCUUAAAACAAAAGAUGUAACAAUUUGAUGAUCUAUAAAAAAAUAUUUAAAAUUCUGCAAAAGAACUAACUACAAUGUAAUGCAAUUCUAUUUUAAAUGAAUUCACAGAAUAUAAGAAAUAGUUAGAUAUAGCAAUCAAAUAAAAUUAUGAAUUAUUAUAUUCCAGUAAAGAAUAAGAUCUCUCAAAUGAAUUAGAAGUCUUACAUGAGUAUUAAUAAAAAGUGAAAAAUAUUUAAAAUGAAUAUGAAUAAGUUUAAGAAUUUAUAGAAAAGUUUACGAUUGAUAAUUAAUUGCCUGUUAUUUAAGAAGAUGAUGAACUAAAUGAAAAUGUUCAAAUCUAAAUUUAAUAGUAAACUUAACCUCUUUAAACAAUUGAAGAAUUAGACCUAGAAAUUACAAAAAAAGUGAGAGAAUAACAUCCAGAACUGUUUGAAGAAUGA